GAGAGAGACGGCAGGAGAACGAAGAGACAGCUCCAGGGGCUGAGGCUUGGGGGAAAUCUUGUUGACAGGAGUGAGACGAGACGGGUCAAUUCAAGAACUUACCGUGACGGGAAUUUUAAGAGACGGCUGGGGAGAAUGCAAAGAAAAACAGACAGUCGCCGAGAGGAAUAAUAAUAAUAAUUUUAAAAAAAGAGACGCCCGGGCAUUUGAGACACCUGUGGAAUGCAAAGGACUCCUGUCGUGCAAAAGAAUCAUGUGAAGGACAGCCGGGCAGAGAGUGGCCAUCCUCAGGAGAUCUGACAACCCCCCUCCUCUUCGGCUUGAUGAGCUCUAGAAGUGUGUGAGGGAGGCCAGCCCGCGGCCCCACCGCUGCGCCUGGUGAUGGUGCCGGCAGGAUGCCUUGGUUGCCAGUGAAGAAGAUCCGUAGGCAAUUUAAACUGCUCCUCUUGUUAGUGCUGCUCACCUCAGCCGUCUGGGUCACCUACCUACAUAUCAGUCUGGCAAGGCAGGGCAAAGCUCUUCGGCUGCCCUUCGUCUACAGUAGAGAUGGAGAAAGAGUUGAAGGAACCGAUCCCGCCCGAAAGACAGGGAAGGUUCAGGCCUCUCCUCCUCACUCCCAAGCAGGGGACUCUAGUGAGGAACUUCCUACGGUGGACGCCCUCGGGUGGAAGAGAAGCCACCACUUGUACCCUAGCCUAGAACAGGUGAACCUCACUGACACUCCUUUGCCUUGGGAUGAGAAGUACAAGGGCAAAGUGAACCUUCAUGUCUUUGAGGACUGGUGCGGUGGAUCAGUGCUGCACCUGAAGGCCAACCUACAUUUCCCCCUGUAUCCUCAUACUCGCACCACCGUCACUAAACUAGCCGUGUCACCCAAGUGGAAGAAUUACGGACUGAGGAUAUUUGGGUACAUUCACCCUUUCAAGGAUGGGGACUUUCAGUUUGCUGUGUCCUCAGAAGAUAACUCUGAGUUUUGGCUGAGCACGGAGGAAAGCCCAUCCAGUGCCCAACUGAUUGCUUCUGUUGGGAGGGUUGGAACUGAAUGGACGGCUCCAGGGGAAUUUACAAAGUUUAGCUCUCAGGUUUCUAAACCUUUCAGAUUGAUGAGCUCUCGGAGGUAUUACUUUGAGCUUCUUCACAAGCAAGAUGAUCGAGGCUCCGACCAUGUGGAAGUAGCAUGGCGCCUUUCUCUCCCAGGGACGAAGUUUGAAAUAGUGGAUGCUCCGCACUUGUCUUUAUAUACAGAUGAGGCCUCUCGCAAAAUGAAUGAGAUCGCUCACAUCCCACAGACUCUGUCCAGUGUGAUUGACCAUCGCUUGACCAGAGAGGAACCCACUGUAGAUAUGCUGAGACAAGAUCCUCGAGACACUUUUUACAUGACCCCUAUGAUUGAACAAUCCAAAGUGGAGAAUGUGCUGGUUCCUUGUGCGUACAGCCCCACUUACGUGGUGAAGGACUUUCCCAUCGCCCGCUACCAAGGCCUGCAGUUUGUUUACCUUACGUUUGUCUACCCCAAUGAUUUUACCCGUCUUACCCAUAUGGAAACAGAAAACAAAUGCUUCUACCGAGAGUCCCCGGUGUACUUGGAGAGGUUUGGAUUCUAUAAAUAUAUGAAGAUGGAUGACGACGAUUCCCCCCAAAUGCCGUUCCUCUUCUUCAAUCGUCAGCAUUUCAUGGAUGAGGAUGAGGAUGACCCACUGUUGCCUGGCAUGUCACUGAAGAAAAAUGCAGAGAUAGUGACUGAUACCGUGUCACCUGCCCCUGUGGUUAAUCAGGACACCAACAUCCAUUAUAAUGAUUCACUAGAAACUAUACCUAUAAUAAAUUACAGCAUGAAGUCUUCUAUUAGAUCUCUCUUGUGGGCACCUAGGGAAAGCCCACCUUCUGCUCACCGGGGAAGUAGGAAACGCUUAAUGCCGUUGCUUAGAGUUGGUGGACAAGGAAUUGGAGAUGAUCCAGAACCCACAGAAGGAAAAUCUGCUUUAAGAACUAGAGAAGAAAUUUAUAUUGAUCAUAGGACAAAGAGAAAGAAUUCAGAAAGUAAAUCAAGAGUCAGAGGAAGGUCAGGGAGUCAGAGGCGAGGAGAGAAAUCUGACGUGAGAAAUAAACAUGGAAAGUUAGAACUUACAGAAAAGCGGGACAAUGUCGACGUAAGACCUAGUGACGAAAGCAAACCAGAGGUCACCACAAAGGCAGAGAAUGUAAAACAAAACUCAAAGAACUCAAAUAAACAAGAAUCAGAUAAAGUAUAUGUGACAAGACUCCUUUCUGGAGUUAGAAAGUCUCGAGGUCAAGUCUUCCCUGGGAUGUUGCUGCCAAAACCUAAACCACGAAGAACCUUUAGAGUUCACGAGAACCAUCAUUACCCUACACCCCCAAAACUUUUACAUGGGGGAAGGCGAUCUAGACCCUGGACUCCACCUGAUACCUCAGAACUUGGACUUUUCAGUUGGGAAGGCCAAACUGAAAUCCCUGGACUACCCCUCCCUACCUUGUCUAGUCUUCCUGGUGGCCCUCCCUUGCUUAGUUUGUCUUCAGAAGCCCCAGCUGAAGAAUUACAGGACUACAGCUACGAGGACGCAGAGCCUCGGCAAAGCUGGCCAGAGGAUGCCAUUAACUGGCAACGUACAUUCAGCGUAGGAAAUGUAGAUUUUGAAAUGUUAAGGUCGGACUGGAACGAUCUUCGCUGCAACGUGAGCGGUAACCUGCAGCUUUCUGAAGCUGAAACUGUGGAUGUGGUGGCUCAGUACAUGGAAAAACUAAACGAGAAGAAUGGAGGCGUUUACACUUUGCUUCGUAUAAUCAAUGUGGAGAAGCGUCGGGACUCUGCAAGAGGCAACAGAUACCUCAUAGAACUGGAGCUGGAGGAACGAGGACGUAAAAAAGUGAGACUGGCGGAGUAUGUGUAUCUCCUACUGCACCGUGGUUCCGGUGGAGACAGUGAUGAGAGCCCUCCUGCAGAACCACCAGAAGUUUCCCCCAGUCCUUCCAUCUACACUAAACCAAUCUUGUGCCGACCAGUUAGUCUAAACUGGAAUCCUCGUGCCACAGUGCACUUCGUGGUGCCUGUUAAGAAUCAGGCGCGUUGGGUCCAACAGCUGAUCAACGAUCUGGAGCUUCUGUACCUCAAGACUCACGACGACCAGUUCAGCCUCAUUCUAGUGGAUUACGACAGCGAGGACAUGGAUGUAGAACAGGCUUUGCGUCGUGCUAAACUGCCAAGCUAUCAGUAUCUGAAGAGAAGUGGAAAUUUUGAGAGGUCAGCAGGACUACAAGCAGGAGUCGAUACUAUACAGGACAAUCAUAGCAUUGUGUUCCUGUGUGACCUGCACAUACACUUCCCUCUUUCAGUGCUGGACAGUGUGAGAAAGCAUUGUGUGGAAGGAAAGUUGGCGUUUGCUCCUAUUGUAAUGAGACUGAGCUGUGGAAGCUCCCCACGGCAGCCCAGAGGCUACUGGGAAGUUAAUGGUUUUGGUCUGUUUGGGAUUUACAAGUCCGAUUUUGAUCGCAUUGGUGGAAUGAAUACAGAGGAAUUCAAGGACCGCUGGGGAGGAGAGGACUGGGAGCUGCUGGACAGGGUGCUGCAGAACGGGUUGGAGGUUGAGCGGCUGCGCCUGAGAAACUUCUUCCACUACUAUCACUCCAAGAGAGGCAUGUGGAACACCCAGAGCCAGGAAAACGCGGCCAAGGACUGAAGUUGACUUUCUGAGCAUAGUCCUGUAUGGAGAGACUUUUCCCUCAGUUUGUGGUUUGCACAGAGGCUGUUCUGUCCAAUAAAACAAGGUACUGCCAAGAGUAACCUGCAGAGCCUGUCCCUUGCACAUUUCACCCUCUGCAGGCUACUCUAGCCGUCAACUGAGGAGGCUGCAAUGUUCUGCAGAAGAUGACUGAUGAGAUUAUGCAGCUGCUUCAAUGGAGGAUAGACUUGUCGUGCACAAGCAGAGUCUGCUAUACAGAGCAGCCGAUUAGUAGGAGAAUAGCCCUCAGGGCCCUGCUGCCAAAAGGCUUUACUGUUCGUGUUUACACUCGUACAUCAAAUGCAUUUAAGUCUUGGGACAAACAGUAUUCUACACAUGUAAGAACAGAAAAUGUGUUUGUAUAGUGUACGCAGAAGGGUACUUGAACCAAACUGCAGUGGUUGGAAUAUUUCCUGUAGUAUAACAUCUGGCCACUGGGUGGCGAUCAAUGACCUCUUUACCUGUUUAUUGAAGAUGGUAAGUUAUUCCCAAGGGAUCACUGGAGUAACUAGGAGUAACAACAUCAUUUUACAAAUGUAUGUUUAAAUGCAGAUGAGGGAGUAAAUAUUCACUGCUCAGUUUAAAACUGUCCGUAUCUUGGUGCUAUAUCAUCGUUUUAGAGUGUCGCCUCUCCGCGUCCUUCCUUUAGCGAUGGUCGGCGCAAAGUCUGCAUAGUAACUGAUGUUUAGCACUUGAAGUUAUAAUGUAAUUUCAAGCCUAAAGAAGGGUCUCAAAUGUAUAAGCAGCUCUCGAUUUGCACUUAGUAGCAUUAUUUAUUAUAAGGCCCAAUGCCAAAUCUAAAGGUAUAUUCACAUGUAAUAUUUCACUAGAAUUUGGACCUAUGCCCGGUUCUAUGGAAAGGCAAUGUCUAGUGCAGGAGUCCUUGACUCUGGCGCCAGGUAGCAAUGCUCUACACGUAAUCUGCUUCCCUAAGGAGAAAGUACCAGAACGUGCGGUCGUCAUCUUCUGCAGAAGUCCAGCCGUGCUCAGCAUUUACAAUGAUUUCUGUGAAAUUAAA
This is a messenger RNA of Bufo bufo (common toad), 4755 nucleotides long. RefSeq names its product beta-1,4-N-acetyl-galactosaminyltransferase 4 (gene B4GALNT4). Gene Ontology annotation, molecular function: acetylgalactosaminyltransferase activity. The transcript is spliced from 21 exons. Bases 396 to 3695 code for a protein of 1099 amino acids. NCBI's taxonomy places the organism in Eukaryota, Metazoa, Chordata, Amphibia, Anura, Bufonidae. Gene Ontology annotation, cellular component: Golgi cisterna membrane. The record is from RefSeq and is a predicted model, not a curated record.